CAAAAGCAGUCGGAAUUUUCCCAGCACUUUCAGCAUGCUGCUGACUCGCUCCUCGGCCCUCUCAGGACACAUUAAGUUCUGGUUUCUGACCUUAGCUGUCCUUGUGGUCCUGGCUCAGACUUCCCCAGAUGGGUGGCUGAGAACGUGCUAUUAUGGAAUGGGCAAAUGCAGAUAUGAAUGCAGGACAACUGAGAAGAAGAAAGAGAGAUGUGGGGACUUAACUUUUUGCUGUAUCCAAAUAGCAAAGUCGAAACUAUAUCACUUGCCUCCAGUCAAAGACCAGUCAAAGAAAGGAAUUUCUGCAUACGCCGUGGUAAAGUUCACAUGGAAUCCAAGGACUCUUGCUGAUGCGGAAUCCGAACAGGCCACCUGGGGAAGACAUAGCCAUGUUUAGUUUCCGUACAGUGGCGAUGUCAGAAGUGAGGAAUUGUUACUGAAAUGAAAUAGUCCCUUUGAGCCCAGGCUCCAGAAUCAAAACAUCUGGAGUCAGACCUGAGCUCUGUUCUUUUCUAGCUCCUUGCUUACACGGCUUCCUUCAAGCCUCUGGCCCUCCACUGUACCAUCUUUACAACGGAAGAACCAACAGGGCCAAGUCCCUAAGGGUUUUGUGAUGAUAAAAUAUCACACAUGGAACAUCCACAAAAUCAUCAAGCAUUUAAUAAGUAAUUAAAGGUUA
Molecule: messenger RNA, 676 nt
Organism: Microtus oregoni (creeping vole)
Lineage: Eukaryota; Metazoa; Chordata; Mammalia; Rodentia; Cricetidae
Gene: Defb115
Product: defensin beta 115
Exons: 3
Coding region: 35-394 (119 amino acids)
Source: RefSeq, a predicted model, not a curated record